Akanthomyces muscarius is the source of this 2205-nucleotide messenger RNA. RefSeq lists its product as uncharacterized. Gene Ontology annotation, biological process: intracellular magnesium ion homeostasis; magnesium ion transmembrane transport. The record is from RefSeq and is a predicted model, not a curated record. Lineage: Eukaryota; Fungi; Ascomycota; Sordariomycetes; Hypocreales; Cordycipitaceae. Gene Ontology annotation, cellular component: plasma membrane. The transcript is spliced from 4 exons. Gene Ontology annotation, molecular function: magnesium ion transmembrane transporter activity. Bases 1 to 2205 code for a protein of 734 amino acids.
AUGUCCGACAACGAGAGCACAACUCCCAAUACAGGAUUCCCGGCGCCUGUCCCUGAGCUGGAUGAUCACCGCCGCCAGUCAAUCUCCGCUCAAAGAGUUGAGCGACCUCGUCGAGGCACCUUUGACAGCCUCUACGGCGCUCGACAGGUCGAACAAGAGCCGGAGACGCCAGCCAUAUUUGUUCGUGACUUUGAAGAAGCCGUCAUUGAUGAAGAUGGCGCCGAUCUUAUGUCAGGGAACCGCCGUGGACGACGCCUUACCGCUGAGUCGAGCGAAAGCCGCUCUCUCUCUCCACCGAACUCUGUCAAGGCAUUUGCUCAGGCCAGACGAAGGGAGCGAGAAAUGUCAUUUUCGGACCCAAAAGCGGACUACGAAGAUAUCCUUGGUCUUGGACGAACUCUUUCCGUGUCCAGUCGCCGAAGCCACCGCAGCAGAUCUCGAGCCGUCGAGGCUGACACGGUGAGCCUUGGAAGCAACAAAACUGUCGAGGAGAGUGCCUGUGUGCCGGAGAAUGGUCACCAUAGACAGCACCAGCUUCGAAUCGACUUUGACUAUCUCGAGGAGUUUAUCGAAUCUGAGCGUCUUGCCCAUGAAGCCAACCGCAAGGCAUCCGUCACGUCUGCUUUCAAUGAUGUUCGCACGGAAGCUAGUGCACAGCAAAGAGUUCAACUUGCCACAUCUGAUGGUGACAUUAUUGAUAUGCCAUCCGACACAUCCUCAUCGACGCCCGAAAAGCCUGCCGCGGAAUUCACGUCUGUGCCCAAAGGCCAGCAGUAUGCCUUUGACAACAACCGUUUCAGCUUCUUCUCUUCUGCCUGGGAAUCUACGAUCCAUGCUGCUGAAUUUGGCGAUCUUGUCCUGCCCGGUGAAGAUAUCCGUGGUUUGUUUGAGCUUCCAAAGGACGAAGGCGACGGUGUAUGGUGGCUCAACAUAAACCGUGCGACAAAGGAGGAGGUUCUGAGCAUCUGCAAGGCUUUUGGUGUUCAUCCUCUCACCAUUGAAGACAUUGUCACGCAAGAAGCCCGAGAGAAAAUUGAGCUGUUCCCUUCAUACUACUUUGCCUGUUUCCGAUCCUUCAACAUGGUCGAGGAGCCGGACGGCAUCGAGUACGAGCCUUUCAACAUCUACACUUUGGUCUUCCGAGAGGGCACUCUGAGCUUUAGUUUUGCACCCAACUCGCAUGCAUCGCAUGUGAGACGGCGCAUCACCGCGCUCAAAGACUAUGUAGCCCUCAGCAGUGACUGGAUAUGCUACGCGUUGAUUGAUGACAUUGUCGAUUGCUUUGCACCUGUUAUCAACCAAAUCGAGACUGAAGCGGAUGCAAUCGAGGAUGAAGUCUUUAUCAUGAGACAUGAUGACUCAAACACAUUCCUUCGCUCGAUCGGACGGGUGCGCAAGAACUGCAUGGCACUGCUGCGCCUGCUCGGUGGCAAAGCAGACGUCCUUCGUGGCUUUACCAAGCGAUGCAAUGAGAAUUACCAGGUUACGCCACACAUGGAUAUCGGCAUGUAUCUUGGUGACAUUCAAGAUCACGUUGUGACCAUGGCAAAUAACUUGGGCCACUGCGAAAAGCUUCUUUCUCGCGCGCACAGCAAUUAUCUCGCCACACUGUCCAUCAACAACAUCUCCCAGGGAACUGACACCAACCGCGUUCUAAGCAAGAUCACCUUCCUUGCCUCGGUUCUGGUGCCGCUCAACCUGGUGAGCGGUAUGUUUGGUAUGAACGUGAGGGUCCCUUUCCAGAACGACAAGGUCGAAUCCCUGGGCCCGUUCUUUGGUAUCCUUAGCUUCAUGAUUGUUCUUUGCUCGCUCAUUUUGGGCACUCUGCGCCAGGUGUUCCUAGACGUACGACUCCCUUUCAACUUGGCCAUUAUCCUUCACAAGCGCGUACGACUUCUUUCACACCCAGACAUUGUGCAGCACAUCACGAGAACAAUGGACAACUUUGAAUCCUCCUCCCUUUCCCGCCUCAACGACGGCGACAAGGCCGAACUCCAGAAAUUCCUGGCGAACGAGCAGCAGCGCUCCUCGAUCCAGACCGAGACACACAAAUUGACGCAGACAUGCUGGAGGAAGUGUGUGACCAGCAGUAUCAAGGACUCGAAGCUCGACAGAUCGGAGGAGACAUGCCUCGCCAACUGCGUCGACCGAUUCUUGGACCUCAACCAUCUGACGAUAAAGCAUCUCAACAACAUGCGCUCUUAA